This is a messenger RNA of Caenorhabditis elegans, 4342 nucleotides long. RefSeq names its product Nuclear pore complex protein 14 (gene npp-14). The transcript is spliced from 7 exons. Gene Ontology annotation, cellular component: nuclear membrane; nuclear pore. The record is from RefSeq and is marked reviewed. Bases 3 to 4175 code for a protein of 1390 amino acids. NCBI's taxonomy places the organism in Eukaryota, Metazoa, Nematoda, Chromadorea, Rhabditida, Rhabditidae.
AGAUGUCGAACGAAGAUGUUGCUGAAGACGUUUCUCAAGUCACCGACUUUCAUUUCCACACUUGCCGGAAGUUUCGGCUUUUUUCAUCAAAGUCAGAUGGGUACAGUCAAAAUGAGAUAAACAUUCGAAACCGAGUUGCUACGUCAUCUCAAUUGGGAGUUACCUUUGUAACAGUUAAUUCUAAUCAGUUAUCAUGCUUCCAUACAAAAAGUCUUCUUGGUUACAAAAUCACCCGAGAAAAUAUGAACGUUGAAGUUACGGAUCUACCAAUAAAAACAAUUCGUCUUCAUGGGGUCGUUUUAAUCAACGACAUGGGAGUUAAUUCUGAUGGAACAGUUCUCGGAGUUCUUCAUACUAAAAACAAUGACGUUUCUGUCGAUGUUUUCGAUAUUAAGAAAAUUUGUACAAGUUCAAGCAUUGAACCCUUCAAGCCGUUGUGUACUACAAGAGUUGGAACUGAACAAAUUAAUCAAGGAAGUUGUCUCGAGUGGAAUCCUGCUUUCCCAGAUACAUUUGCUGCUUCUUCAACAGAUCGUAGCAUUUUAGUCGCCAAGAUUAAUGUUCAAAGUCCUGCAAAUCAAAAACUUGUUGGAAUCGGAAAAUUUGGUGCUGUCACCACGGCAAUCAGUUGGAGUCCAAAAGGAAAACAGUUGACGAUUGGAGAUUCGCUGGGAAAAAUUGUGCAGUUGAAACCCGAAUUGGAGGUUGUUCGUAGUCAGCAUGGACCGGAGAACAAGCCGAACUAUGGAAGAAUUACUGGUUUAUGUUGGUUGGCUACAACAGAAUGGCUGGUAUCUCUUGAAAAUGGAACAGAUCAAGAUGCUUACCUAAUGCGGUGUAAAAAAGAUAAACCAACCGAAUGGAUUCAAUUUCACGAGCUCUCGUAUUCCUCUUCCAAAUGGCCUCUUCCUCCUCAACUGUUCCCAGCUACUCAACUUCUUGUCGACUGGAAUGUUGUAAUUGUCGGAAAUUCGAAAACAAGUGAAAUAUCAACAGUUGGAAAACGAGAUGACUGGCAAACAUGGGUUCCUGUUGAAGGAGAAAGUAUUUACUUGCCAACUACGUCUAGUGGUAAAGAUACAGUUCCAAUUGGAGUUGCGGUUGAUCGUUCAAUGACAGAUGAGGUUUUACUCAAUCCUGACGGCUCUCAGAGACAUCGCCCAUCUCCUCUCGUACUUUGUUUAACAAACGACGGCAUUCUCACUGCUCAUCACAUCAUUAGCACAUUUGCAGCUCAUAUCCCUUGUCAAAUGUCCAGUCAAAAUUUGGCGAUCAAUGACUUAAAGAAGCUCCAAUUUGAUUCACAGAAACCCAUAUCUGCUCCACCUUCUGAUCAGACACCCGUUACAAAACCGUCUACGGUGUUUGGGCAAAAACCAGAAGCUGAAACUCUAAAAUCAUCUCUUGUUGGAUCUCCAUCAUCUGUUCAGACACCUAAACCUUCAUCAUCACUUUUUAACCCUAAAUCAAUCGCAAGCAACAUUGAGACAUCACAGUUAACAGAAUCCAAGCCAUCAACUCCGGCAGCUCCAAGUUCCCAACCAAAAAUUGCGUCAACACCAAAAUCAGAAGCAAUUCCGAAAAUUUCAGACAAAACUUUGGAACAUAAAAAGGCUGAACUGAUUGCAACCAAAAAGCAGGUUCUUAUCGAAAGAAUGGAUAAAAUCAAUGAUUCAAUGGCUGGAGCUAAAGAUGCUACGAUGAAAUUAUCAUUUGCUGUGGGAAAAGUGAAAACUACAAUUAUGGAAUGUGCUGAUGUGGUUAGGGCAUCAUUAGGAGAUUCUAAAGAAGUUAUGGACGAACUGAAAAAUCUAAUUUUGUCGAUCGAGCGAAUGUCUGACAGAACACAACACACGGUGAAGGAAAUGGAUUUUGAAAUCGACGAAAAAAUGGAAUUAGUUGCCGGAGUGGAAGAUGGCAAUCAAGUUUUAGAGAAGCUCAGAAAUAUGUCAGAAACUGAGAAGCUGAUGAGAUUCAACAAACUGGAGACUGCUGCCGAUUUGUUAAAUGGAAAAUAUGAAGAAUGUAGCGAUUUGAUUAAAAAACUGAGAAUGAGCUUGUCUGAGAAGGAGUCACUUCGAAAACAGGCAAUAUUGUCACCACUUCGUCUCAGUUCAAAUCUCAAUCAACUUCGCUCCGGUAGUGAAACCGAGUUGGCUCUUAAAGUUAUGCGCAACGUCUCAAAAAUCAUCAUGGAUACCCGAGAGCAAAUUCAGCGAACUGAAUUAGAAUUUGUCCGUUUCCAAAGGGACGUCAAAUUUCAAAACUUCAAGAAGGGAAAGGAAAAUCUGAACUUCACGCAACCACUGGAGAUGAGUAGUCUAGAUGGAGACGCUCCUCAAGGAAAAUCUCUCACUGAUGCAGAAAGUAUCAAAGUAAGACAAGCACUUGUGAAUCAAAUUCAAAAACGAGGAAUUGUGAAGACUAGAAACGUCAUCGUGGAGUCUUAUAAAAAGUCAGAAAAUUCGGCAGCAAUGAAAAAUGAUUUGCUCGAUACUUCAAAUCUUUCAAAUGCAAUUCUCAAGUUGAGUAUGACACCAAGACGAGUUAUGCCAUCUUCUUCACUAUUCUCUGCAUCUCCAUCUACACCAUCCACUAAAUCAGAUGCAGCAACUCAAGCCGAUGAACCUCCUAUUGUUAAAACUGUCGUGGUAACAGUUGAAUCACCAGCAAAGCCAAUAGCUUCUGCUCCAGCUGUCUCUUCGCCAUUGAUAAAGCUCAAUACAACAACUGCGACCACAACAAUGACGACACCAAAAGUAACAGUUCCAAAAGAAGAAGCAAAUAAAACACAAGAUCAAAAACCAAUCAUUUCUACGCCAGCAUCAUCUUCCAUUUUCUCUUCGGGUAGUUUGUUUGGAACAAAAACACAAACACCUUUAGUUUCCAAAGAAGAGUCUACAUUAACAACUGGAGUGCCUUCUUUGAUUAACAGUUCCCUGAGCAUCAGUCCACAAGAAAUCGAAAAAGCAUCCUCGAAAGUGGAGACACUGAAUAAAACUGAAGAAGUAAAAGAUGAAAAAUCUGAAAAUGAAGUUACACCUGACUUGAAGUCUGAAGAGCCUAAAUCAUUAGAAACAAAAGUGAAAGAGGAGCCAAAACCAGCUGUUCAGACUCCAGUGAAAGAAGAGGAAACGGGAAGUAAUAUACAAAAAACACCAAGUUUUUCGUUCAACUCAACAACUACCCCAAAGUCGACUUCCUCCACCUCAUCGAUCUUUGGCGGUGGUCUUAAAACUCAAACUCCCAGCUCUUCCAACUCAACAAAUAUUUUUGGAGCUCGAACCACAACAACGGCCACCCCUACACCUGCAUCGAACACGUCAAGUAUUUUUGGAGGUGGCUCAAAAGCAGCAAGCUCUCCAUUUGGAAGUUUUGGACAGGCUGGUUGCCAACCGGCUAAAACUUCGAACCCUGCAACAUCUACUGCUUCUGUGACUUUUUCGUUUAAUACUGGAGCAACGUCGGCAUCAGCAAAGCCGGCAGGGUUUGGAUCUUUCGGUGCAGGCGCCUCUGCUAAACCAUCCUCCGUUUUCGGAGGUUCAGUGACUGCGCCUACAGUUCCAAAUGUGGAUGAUGGAAUGGAAGACGAUUCAAUGGCAAAUGGUGGAGGUUCUGGAGGUUUUAUGAGUGGACUUGGAAAUGCGAGAACAUCCAACACUUCUGGUGGAAAUAAUCCGUUUGCACCGAAGACGUCAACUGGGACAUCAGCCAGUAGCAGUUCAUGGCUUUUUGGUGGUGGUGGUAAUCAACAACAACAGCAACAGCAAAAACCGUCGUUUUCUUUCAACACUGCCGGAUCGUCAGCUCAACAAGCAUCUGCACCUGCAACAGGAACGUCGUCAGUUUUUGGAGGAGCUCCGAAAUUCGGAUCGCAACCAGCAUUUGGUGCUAAACCAUUCGGAGGAGGGGCGAAUGCAGGAUUAUCUAAAAAUGCUUCAAUCUUCGGAGGAGCAACAUCUUCCACAACCAACAACCCUGCCACUGGUGGAUUUGCUCAAUUUGCAUCAGGCCAGAAGACUUCAUCUUUGUUCGGUGGAGGUGCAACUCCACAGACGAAUACUUCUAUCUUCGGUGGUGGAGCUAACACAACUCCAGCUCCGACAUCUUCUGUGUUUGGAGGAGGAGCAUCUGCCAAUGCCAAUAAACCGACAUCUUUCACAUCAUGGCGAUAAUAUAUUUUUAAUGUCUAACAUAUUGAUUCAUCAAACUUUAAUUGUAGUUUAUAGUCCAUCUCCCCAAUUAUUUUCCCAAGUACUUGUUUUAUUGAUUAUCUCGGACCGGUUAUUUUGUUGUCUGUCGUGUUUUUGAAUAUUCAUUUUCAUAAAUUUUGUCAAUUAAG